Orbilia oligospora ATCC 24927 is the source of this 726-nucleotide messenger RNA. RefSeq lists its product as uncharacterized. The record is from RefSeq and is a predicted model, not a curated record. The transcript is spliced from 3 exons. Gene Ontology annotation, molecular function: O-methyltransferase activity; S-adenosylmethionine-dependent methyltransferase activity. The coding region runs from base 1 to 726 and encodes 241 amino acids. NCBI's taxonomy places the organism in Eukaryota, Fungi, Ascomycota, Orbiliomycetes, Orbiliales, Orbiliaceae.
AUGAUCGGGGACCUGUAUCCCUCAACACUCUUCCCAAAUGGUCAGGUGGAGCAAGCAGUAGACAAAUAUUGCGAACAACAGUCUUUACCGGUACCGUCUUACAUCACAGAGCACAAAUUACGAUCUCUAGAGGACCUCAAAGACCAUGACUAUAUGGUUCCUACGUUGGAGAUCCAGUUUCUCAUGUUUUUGGUCGGUAUAUUGGAUGUAGAGACAGUACUCGAGAUUGGCUGCUUUACCGGAUACUCUGCUUUGGGCUUUGCAGAAGCCUUGAAGAACAAACCGAAUGCCAAAAUUACGACAUUGGAGAUAGACCCAAAGCCAAUCUUGAUCGCUCGCAAGGCUUUCAAGGGACAGCCUGAGGCCCAAAUUAUUGAAAUAUUGGGAGGGGAUGCAACCGCUUCCUUGAACCUCUUACAUGGCCAAUCACGGUCAUUCGAUUUGAUAUUUCUCGAUGCGAAUAAGGAGGGCUACGCGGAUUAUUUCAACAAAAUCCUAGACUUGCAAAUGCUUUCGCCACGCGGAGUUCUCGUUGUUGACAAUGUUCUCUGGAGGGGACUCGUAGCGGAUCGCACACCAGCAAAUCCUCAGGGAAACGAGAUCUCAUUGGCAAAAGCAGAGGUUAUGGACAGUUUCAAUAAGUUAGUGAAAGCGGAUGAUCGGGUCGAACAACUUGUUCUUCCCCUCUUUGACGGACUAUCGUUGAUCAGAUUGAAACAAGGCUGA